Tachysurus vachellii is the source of this 594-nucleotide messenger RNA. RefSeq names its product sperm axonemal maintenance protein CFAP97D1. The record is from RefSeq and is a predicted model, not a curated record. Bases 1 to 594 code for a protein of 197 amino acids. The transcript is spliced from 5 exons. NCBI's taxonomy places the organism in Eukaryota, Metazoa, Chordata, Actinopteri, Siluriformes, Bagridae.
AUGCAUAAAGCUUACCAGCCACUCAAACCUGCUGCUAAUAAAUACCUGCAGAAGAAAUGGGACCAGGACCACUAUGAUGAGCAUCGGAAGAAGGUGACUGAAGCCAAGCCCAUAGUAGACACCAAAGGCAUCCGAACGCCAACCCACAUUCAAGCGAAGCUAAAGAAAGCACAGGUUCAAGAAGAGAGGCAAGCCGUCAUCGACAGAGAUAACCAACUGCUAGCGUCCAAAAUAGCUGAUAUUCAGCUUUCUAAAGGACGUAUAGACCACAGGAACUUCUAUCCUGCGCGUAGUCUGAACUCUGAGAGCAGGAGGAUCAAGCUCCUGGAGGUGGCUCAUGAGAAUCAAGCGAUCUAUGAGAGGAUCACAGCACAGGAAUCUGAAUACAGACGGGAGCUGUGGCAGGACGACUGGGUGAGGAUAGAACAAAGGCGAGAAGGUAUCACACGCUAUCCACAUGGAGUGGCUCAUAAACAGAAGAUAACAAAGAAGAAAAGUGUCAAGUUCUUUGGAGGAACUUCGGGUCAGACGUUGUGCUCAUCCAGCAGAACGCAAGACGGCGAAACCACAGACGAAGACCUCCGACAUCAAUAA